GGGAGCCACAAGGCUUCAGGGGAUCCCUGAGGGAGUCAGGCACUCAGGCCAAGCAUGGACCAAUGGAGCAGAAUGCCUCGCUGGGGACUCCUGCUGGUGGUCUGGGGUGCCUGCACCUGCGGCCUCCCCGCAGACACAGGCGCCUUCGGAAGGAUCUUCCUAAAGAAAAUGCCCUCCAUCCGGGAAAGCCUGAAGGAGCGAGGCGUGGAUGUGGCCAGGCUUGGUGCUGACUGGAGCCUUUUCACCAAGAGACUCUCCUUCGGCAACGGCACCUCCCCCGUGGUCCUCACCAACUAUCUGGACACCCAGUACUAUGGGGAGAUUGGCAUCGGCACCCCACCCCAGACCUUCAAAGUCAUCUUUGACACGGGCUCGGCCAACCUCUGGGUGCCCUCCACCAAGUGCAGCCCUCUCUACACGGCCUGUGAGAUUCACAGCCUCUAUGACUCCUCGGAAUCAUCCAGCUACAUGGAGAACGGGACGGCAUUCACCAUCCACUAUGGAUCCGGGAAAGUCAAAGGCUUCUUGAGUCAGGACAUGGUGACUGUGGGCGGCAUCACAGUGACACAGACAUUUGGAGAGGUCACAGAGCUGCCCCUGAUCCCCUUCAUGCUGGCUAAGUUUGAUGGGGUUCUGGGCAUGGGCUUCCCAGCACAGGCUGUUGGCGGGGUCACCCCUGUCUUUGACCACAUCCUCUCCCAGGGGGUGCUAAAGGAAGAUGUCUUCUCUGUCUACUACAGCAGGGAUUCCCACUUGCUCGGAGGAGAGCUUGUCUUGGGAGGCAGCGACCCCCAGUAUUACCAAGGGAAUUUCCACUACGUGAGCGUCAGCCAGACUGGCUCCUGGCAGAUCAAGAUGAAAGGGGUGUCUGUGAGGUCGGCCACCGUGGUCUGCGAGGAGGGCUGCAUGGUGGUGGUCGAUACUGGUGCGUCGUACAUCUCGGGUCCCACAAGCUCCCUGAGGCUGCUCAUGGACACCCUGGGGGCCAAGGAACUGAGCACAGAUGAAUAUGUCGUGAACUGCAACCAGGUGCCGACCCUCCCCGACAUUUCCUUCCACCUUGGAGGAAGAGCCUAUACCCUCACCAGCUCGGACUAUGUGUUACAGGAUUCCUAUGGUAAUGAUGACUUGUGCACCCUGGCCCUCCAUGGUCUGGAUGUCCCACCGCCCACCGGGCCUGUCUGGGUCCUGGGCGCCAGCUUCAUCCGCAAGUUCUACACGGAGUUUGAUCGGCAUAACAAUCGCAUCGGCUUUGCCCUGGCCCGCUGAGAGGCGCUCUGCUGCCCAAGUGGGCCCUUCCUUCAGCCCUAGCCCGGAGCUAGAGCACUCCGGGACGCUCCCCCGCCGGAGCCCUCACGCAGGGGCAUGGGGUGUGGAGCUCCUCCCCGAUGCUUGCUCUGCCUCCAGCAUCAGCGCUUCCCUGCUUCGAGAACAAACAAUAAAGACUUCAUGUUCACA
Enhydra lutris kenyoni (northern sea otter) is the source of this 1458-nucleotide messenger RNA. RefSeq names its product renin. The record is from RefSeq and is a predicted model, not a curated record. The coding region runs from base 55 to 1269 and encodes 404 amino acids. Gene Ontology annotation, molecular function: aspartic-type endopeptidase activity. Lineage: Eukaryota; Metazoa; Chordata; Mammalia; Carnivora; Mustelidae. Gene Ontology annotation, biological process: angiotensin maturation. The transcript has 9 exons.